Molecule: messenger RNA, 1304 nt
Organism: Amaranthus tricolor (Joseph's coat)
Lineage: Eukaryota; Viridiplantae; Streptophyta; Magnoliopsida; Caryophyllales; Amaranthaceae
Exons: 3
Coding region: 190-1044 (284 amino acids)
Molecular function (GO): 2 iron, 2 sulfur cluster binding; nitrite reductase [NAD(P)H] activity
Source: RefSeq, a predicted model, not a curated record
AAAAAUUCUAAACAAUUUUGAUUCACUAAUAUGUGGCUUGUAAUGAAAAACGAAAGCAAUUAACGUUUGUUAUCCACAUCCUGUGGCCAUGGACUCCUGCAGUCCUCUCUGUUUCAACCACUCUUUCCUCCAUUCCCUCCAUCUUCUCCUUCCCCUGUUUCUCAUCUUCAUCAACCUUCUUCACCUUCCAUGGCUGCCACUACUACCUUCUUCAAAUCCAUCUCCACUCUCUUUUCUCUUCCCUCUCAUUCUAAACCAUCUCUUCCCCCAACAUUUCCUACCCUAAAUUCUCACUUACCCAUCUCCGAAUUCUCCAUUUCUUUCCGAAAUUCGAACAAGUUUAGGAAAUCUAUUGGGUGUAAAGCGUCGGAAAUAUCAGUGGCGGAAGGAUCUCAAGCGUCGAAUGAUGGUGGGAAAAACUGGGUGCCAGUUGUGCCGUUGUCGGCGUUGCCGAGGGGUGAGAGAAGAGUGAUUAUUCAAGAUGGGGAGACUAUUUUGUUGUUGUGGUAUAAAGAUGAGGUUAUUGCUAUUGAGAAUAGGUCUCCUGCUGAGGGUGCUUACUCUGAGGGUUUGCUCAAUGCUAAACUUACACAGGAUGGCUGCAUAGUUUGCCCUACGACUGACAGUACAUUUGAUCUUCGGACCGGAGAAAUCAAGGAAUGGUAUCCAAACAACCCAGUUUUGAGAGUUCUCACCCCUGCCCUGAGGUCAUUGUUCGUGUAUCCAGUGAAAACAGAUGAUCAAAAUAUCUACAUCAGCAUGGGGGAUAUUUCAAAUUCGGACGCAUCAGCAGAGAUUCUCUUUAGUGGCAGGGCUCAACCUGGUUUUACUGCUGAGGAUGUCAAUGUAGAGGAGGUGAAAAUGGUGGUGGAUGAAAGUUCAGGAGGAUUUGGUUUCACAUCGAAGAAUGAAAUUAUAAAUGGAAAAGCAGCGGUUAUCGGGUUUUUAUUACUACUAGAUUUUGAACUUCUAACUGGUAAAGGCCUUCUCAAGGGGACUGGAUUCUUGGAUUUCCUUUAUUCUGCGACUGAUGCUUUCAAAUAAGCAGCUGCCUAUAUGGUAAUGUUUCUUUACACACCUCUCUGUCGUCUAACUCCUCCGCUUCCAUGCUUUUUUCUUCUACUCAUCGUAUAUAGGCAAAGGCAAAGGCAAAGGCUCACGUUUGAUCGUAUUGUCAUCGUUUGAUCGUAUAUAGGCAAGGUUCAUCUUUGAUGUUUUUGCGUUUCAUUUUCUUAUUCAGAUCAAAUACGUGUAUGAGCUUAUAUUAUUGAUAUUUUACAAGAAACAACUUUAAUUAUGUGUAA